AUGGCGGUCGACGAUACCCUCAAGCCGGCGCGCGUUCGCGGUCUUCUCUUCAUUGCAGGAAUCUUUCUGGUCCUUCUCCAAGCGGGUCUCUAUGCAGGACACCGUCAAGCAGUUGCUCCGUUACAGAGCACAGUGCAAAUCAAGCCCGGGUCGACUAUUACCGAGCACCCAAUUCCUAGGCUCAUGACACAGGCAGAAGACAAGUUCAGAAACUUGUUAAAAAGGCAGAGCAAGACACUCUCUGAGGCAGUUGCAGAAUACAGGAGGAGAUACGGUCGCGACCCGCCGAAAGGCUUUGACGAGUGGUUUAAGUUCGCCAUGGAAAAAGGCGUCAAAAUUAUUGACGACUACGAUGCAAUAACGGAGGAUCUUCUUCCUUUUAUGUCGCUUUCUGGUGAAGAGCUACGAAGAAAGGUCGACCAGGUCAGCCAUCUACCGUCGAUUGACAUGGUCCGGUUAUACAAUGGAACAGUAAAGGCCAUGAACAUGCAACAAAACAGGUGGCAAGAUGAAGAAGUCAGCAGUCGUGCGAAUGGUUUUAGACGAAUGAUUGAGAUGGAGACAGGGUACCUCCCGGACAUGGAUUUCCCAAUAAAUAGCAAGGCAGAAGGUCGAAUCCUCAUUCCUUGGGAACACAAGCAGUACCCCGAAUUGAGCGUCCAGGAUACUUCAGGUGGUAUUGGUGCAGCUCGCAAACUAUUCUCUUCUAUCAAGACUUUGGCGCAAGCACCGCGGGCAGUAAACUUCCUAGGCUACGUUAAUGGCAAGCCGCCAGCAUCUGCUAGUGAAAAUUUAACUUUUGCCGAGAGCGUCGACGACAAGUACGAUUUUUGCGAAAAUCCGUCGCAGCAUUAUCAACAAAGACAUUUCUUCUCCGACUGGCGCACCAUUUCUGUACUUUACCCAGUUUUUUCACCAGUAAAAACACAAGGAUACGCGGAUAUCCGGAUUCCCAUUUCAUGGGAUAACAAAAAGGACGUUAUCUUCUGGAGAGGUGCGACGACCGGGGGCGGCAACUCGCCUUCCGGGUUUGCCGCACAGUAUCAGCGUCACAGGUUUGUGCGAAUGACGAGUUCACACAGUGAUGAAAAUCGUACUGUCGUGUUCCCAGCUCCAGACGCGUCAUCCUACAUAUCAGCAUCUGUCCCUAUCAAAAAGCUGAACGAAGAGCUUGCUGUCCCUCUCAGCGAGCAUUGGAGGUACAAGUAUCUCGUAGAUGUCGACGGUAUGGGCCACUCCGGGCGGUUCUUCUCCUUCCUUGCAUCGGAUAGUGUGGCUAUAAAGGCCACUGUAUAUCAAGAGUACUUCUCUGACUGGUUGCAACCCUGGUUGCACUACAUCCCCCUCUCGCAGACGUAUGAGGAACUCUACAAUAUCUUUGCGUUCUUUUCAGGGCCAAUGCAAUCCAUGCGAGAGGCAUCAAACUCUUCGUUACCUGAUUCGCGGGAACGUUAUGAUGAUGGCCAACGCCGAUUGCGGCGUAUCGCCCGUGCGGGGAAGCACUGGAAGAUUACGAUCGGACGGCCAGUAGACAUGGAAGGCAAGUUCUCUUUUAUAUCUUUUUUCUGCGUUAACCGAGCAAUGUCUUUCCCCCGCGUUGCUCGGGAGUCGAGACCCAGUUUACUGAUGACCCCUAUUUGUGAUCUUUCUGUCGCUAGUUUACAUAUAUCGCCUGGCUCUAGAAUGGGCGAGGCUGUGGGCACCAAUUUACGUUUCGGCUGUGUGCCGCGGCAGAUGACGGCUAUUACACGUGUUCCCCGUGCGCUUUCUUCGCAAGCUCAGAGUUCAAAGAACGGGUUUCUCUGCGCCAGCUCAUCGUCCUCUCGAGAGACCGAGUCGAUCUGA
Fomitiporia mediterranea MF3/22 is the source of this 1845-nucleotide messenger RNA. RefSeq lists its product as uncharacterized. The transcript has 9 exons. The record is from RefSeq and is a predicted model, not a curated record. Lineage: Eukaryota; Fungi; Basidiomycota; Agaricomycetes; Hymenochaetales; Hymenochaetaceae. The coding region runs from base 1 to 1845 and encodes 614 amino acids.